Messenger RNA from Rhizophagus irregularis DAOM 181602=DAOM 197198, 746 nucleotides. RefSeq lists its product as uncharacterized. The record is from RefSeq and is a predicted model, not a curated record. NCBI's taxonomy places the organism in Eukaryota, Fungi, Glomeromycota, Glomeromycetes, Glomerales, Glomeraceae.
AAUCUUUCCAAUAAUAAUAUUAACAUUAUUUUUAACAUUUUAUACAUUUUCAACCGAAUUUUUAUUUACAAUAACUUCAUCAUCAUCAUAUUCUACUGAUAAUACUAUUGAUACCGUUGAUAUUAUUGAUAAUAUUAAUACUAUUGAUACUAUUGAUACUAUUGAUACUGUUGAUACUAUUGAUACCGCUGUUACUACCACCACUCCCAUCACUUCCGCCACUUCUACUACCACUUCUACUACCACUUCCACAACCACUUCAAACACAACUUCCAUCAUCAUUGAUCCCUCAGAAAAAUUCUUGACAUAUUUACCUCAUAGUGGAUUUCACAAUCAACAUGGAGCAUUAAUGAAUGCAAUAAUGUUAUCAUAUAUAACAAAUCGUACAUUAAUUAUGCCACCUGUAUUAAUUAAUUACGUACCACAUUAUCAUUCAUAUUAUCCUUUAUCUAAUAAUUUAAAUGAAAUGAUUGAAGCCAAAAAUUAUCGAAAAAAUCAUUGUUCAUCAACAACAAUAUAUGAUGAGUAUGAUGAUGAUAAUAAAUAUUGUAAUGAUAAAAAAUAUUCAAAAUAUGAUAAUUUAACAAUGAUGAAUUGGGAAGAUAUUUUUGAUUUAAGUGAAAUAAGAAAACAUAUUAAAAUGAUUAAUCGAGAUUAUAAUUUUUCAUUAAAUAAAUUAAAAAAUACUUUAAAUAUUAAAAAUAUUAAAAAUAAUAAUAAUAAAGAUAUUUAUUUAUUUAUUGAAA